AUGUCGACCUCUAUUGCUUCAGGACUUUUCAAGUCCCUUCCCAAACCGAAAUACACUGGUGAGGAGGAGGAGUUGCCACAGCAUGCGCAACCCCGUGGACCGCGCGUGGUGGGCGCCGACCAGAUUGAUGAAACACAGGUUGUCCUACGGAGGACCGGACCUCCGCCCUACGGAAACCGUGCAGGAUGGCGACCUCGCGCCCCCGAAGAUUUCGGGGACGGCGGCGCGUUCCCCGAGAUCCUAGUUGCACAGUACCCCCUUGACAUGGGCCGAAAGGGAAAAUCGUCCAAGUCAAAUGCGCUUGCUCUUCAGGUCGAUGCCGAAGGCAAGGUCAAGUACGACGCGAUCGCCCGCCGCGGACAUGCCGACAACCGCACUGUCCAUGCCUCAUUCAAGGAUUUGAUCCCGCUACGCCAGCGGGUGGAUAUGGGAGAGAUUUCCCUGGACAAGCCGUCUGAGGAGGAGGUCCAGGCUCAGAUGGAGAAGACCAAGGCCGCGCUUGCAACCUUGGUCGAAGGAGCUUCGUCUGCGCAGAAGCCCAAGAACAUGGGCAACAACGGCCGCCAGAAUGACCGCAUUAUGAAGAUUGUCGAGAGACAGCUGGAUCCUAUGGAGCCGCCCAAGUUUAAGCACAAGAAGAUUCCCCGGGGCCCACCCUCUCCGCCUCCUCCCGUCAUGCACUCGCCGCCUAGGAAGCUUACUGCGGAGGAUCAGGAAGCUUGGAAGAUCCCCCCUCCCGUGUCGAACUGGAAGAACCCCAAGGGUUACACCGUGCCCCUGGACAAGCGUUUGGCUGCGGAUGGUCGCGGGCUGCAAGACGUCUCCAUCAACGACAAAUUCGCCCAGUUCGCGGAGGCUUUGUUCACGGCGGAUCGACAUGCGCGUGAAGAGGUGCAGCUCCGAGCUCAAAUGCAGCAGAAGUUGGCAGAGAAGGAGAAGGCACAGAAAGAGGAGCAUCUUCGGAUGUUGGCACAAAAGGCUCGCGAGGACCGCGCUGGCCCCAGCGCUCGCGCAUCGCGGGCUCGGUCCCGCUCCCGAAGCGUCAGCCGCAGUGUAUCUGCAUACUCGUCUAGGUCCGCUACCCCUAGCGAAGAUGAAGAAGCCGCCCGAGAGCGCGCGGAGCAGCGCCGCGAGCGACGCCGCGAAGAUGAACGACAGCUGCGCCAGUCUCGUAUGGGCACAGAGCGCCGCAUCCAGGCCAUGGCCCGAGAACAGAACCGUGAUAUUUCCGAGAAAGUUGCGCUUGGUCUGGCCAAGCCUACACAGAGCUCUGAAUCCAUGUGGGAUUCGCGUUUGUUCAAUCAGACCAGUGGCAUGCAAGCUGGUUUCAAUGAAGAUAACCCCUACGACAAGCCGCUGUUCGCCGCGCAGGACGCCAUCAACAGUAUCUAUCGUCCACGUGCCCAAACUGAUGUCGAUGACGAAGAUGCAGGCGAAGGCGAGAUGAGCAAGCUUGAGAAGACCAAGCGGUUCGAGGUCCUGGGUCGCGCUAAGGAGGGAUUCCGUGGCGCUGCUGAAGCAGAGGAGCGCCAAGGUCCGGUUCAAUUCGAGAAGGACACUGCUGAUCCAUUUGGCAUUGACAACAUGAUUGCCGAUGUGACUUCGGGCCAGAAGCGUUAUGGAAUUCAGGAAGCUGAAGGUGAUGACCGCAAGUCGAAGCGCCCGAGGGUCGACGAUGAAUGA
Messenger RNA from Penicillium mononematosum, 1683 nucleotides. Its product is annotated as SKIP/SNW domain-containing protein. The transcript has 4 exons. The coding region runs from base 1 to 1683 and encodes 560 amino acids. NCBI's taxonomy places the organism in Eukaryota, Fungi, Ascomycota, Eurotiomycetes, Eurotiales, Aspergillaceae. Gene Ontology annotation, biological process: mRNA splicing, via spliceosome. The record is from RefSeq and is a predicted model, not a curated record. Gene Ontology annotation, cellular component: spliceosomal complex.